AUGCAUUUCGAUUCCGCUACAUUUGAAGACACUAUACCUCAUUUUAAUAAUCUACAUCUACCACAUUCAAAUGUAUUAGUCUAUAAUCUCUCGUCAUCGAUAGAAAUUACUCAAAACAAUACAAUAACAACAUCCGAGGAUCCUUAUCGUAAUCUAGCAGACAAACUCGUAUAUAAAUACAUAUGUUUAGCGAUUUUUGUUAUCGGAUUCAUCGGCAAUUUGCUUAGUGUAUUAGUUUUUAGUCGACCAGCUCUACGACGUCGAUCUUGUGCUAUCUAUUUUCUCGCAUUAGCUAUUACUGAUAUAGCUUCCUUGUGUUCAUCGUUUAUUGAUACCGUCCUUCCAUCUUUUAAUAAUGUUUCUUUGACAAUGAAAUGGGCAUUUAUUUGUAAACUAAAUCCUUUACUGGUCUAUUUCACUACUGAUUUAUCGAACUUUCUAUUAGCUGUUGCAUCGAUUGAUCGAGCAGUAUCGAUUCAAUGUCCUGUGAAAUCGCAGUACUUCUGUCGAGCACGCAUUGCGAUAUAUAUUAUUCUUGUUAUGUCAAUUGUAUUUCUUCUUAUCAACGGUCAUCUCUUCUGGGGCUUUGAAAUCAUUGACGAACAAUCAUCAAAAUUUUGUCUCGCAUCAAAAACAAAAUAUGUGUAUUAUAAUGAGCCGUAUUCAAUGACUUAUGAUCGCUUCUACGCGAUAUUCGACUCUUUAGAUAUGUUAUUCGCUGUUGUUAUUCCAUUUAUUGUUAUGUUAAUAUGUAAUAUAAUUAUUCUGAUACGUGUUAUUACUUCUCGACGAUCGGUUACAACAACUGCUUCGAACGCAGGUCAGUCAAAAGAAGCUCGAAAACGACAUGAUAAAGAAAAACAAUUAACUAUUAUGUUACUUGGAAGCGCAGCUGCAUUUUUAGUAUUUACAUUACCGACAGAAAUAAAUGAUACGAUACGUGCUUUUCAUCCACCCGAUGUUCCUCAGACUCAAGGUCCUGCAGCCUUAGUCACAGCAAUCUUUAUUGCCAUGGGACAAUUGAAUCAUGCGAUUCAUUUCUAUAUUUACACGUUAACUGGUCGAGUUUUUCGAAAUGAAUUGAUACAAUUGUUUACUCUAUCGAAAUAUAGCGUUUUAAGGCAAAAGACUGUCUCGUCAAUUCGACAAACGAACGCUGAUCAACGACUUUUGAGUCUAUCGAAGAAAAAACCUAAUCCUGAUGAUUUUGAUGCUUAG
Adineta ricciae is the source of this 1218-nucleotide messenger RNA. Lineage: Eukaryota; Metazoa; Rotifera; Eurotatoria; Adinetida; Adinetidae. The record is from the annotation of a GenBank genome assembly.